Molecule: messenger RNA, 2086 nt
Organism: Lycium ferocissimum
Lineage: Eukaryota; Viridiplantae; Streptophyta; Magnoliopsida; Solanales; Solanaceae
Exons: 8
Coding region: 603-1922 (439 amino acids)
Molecular function (GO): DNA binding
Source: RefSeq, a predicted model, not a curated record
CCAACUUGAAAUUGGGUCCCAAAUCCUAGGGGCCGAACGCGGAGUAAAAGUGGUCAAGUUCUAGAAACGUACGGUAGUGUUGCGGCUGUGUGGCCUAUAUGAAGGACUAACACCAAACUAUUAAGGAACCAGUUGGGUCCUCUCUUCUACUACUACUACUCCUACCAACUUUGCUCCUUGUAUUGUACUUGCACCAGAAGAAGGCGUGCAAGCCUAGGAGAAAGACAAGUACAGGUUCCUCAGUUGUGACCUAGUAAACCUUUUUUGGAGUUCUCAAACGUGGUGCAGUUUUGGCACUCCCAGUCGGAAACCAUCUCUUUCUAACGGUUCUCUUGCUAAAAAAAUUAAUGGACAAAUCUUUUCUCCCCCCAAAUCUGUGAGAACCAUCCAGCAAGCUUGACCCCGUUAUCAUCAGCUUGCUGCUACUGAGUUAUGAAAACAACUGGGUGAAGCAAAAAGGUGAAGAAAAUGCAGGGGCCGCUUAUUUAAGGGAAGCAAAAAAUAGUAGAAUUGAACCAAGUCAUAGAGAAAGACUUUCGUACUAAGGGAGAAAGGGGGAAGAAAUUUGGUGGAAGACAACGUACUUUGUCCAGAGAGGAGAGAUGGUUCACCAGAAUGAAGCAUGUGAAAUGUGCACGCGCACGUGCGUGUUGAUACAUGGACAAAGGGAUCCCUCACCAAUUGUUUGCUCUUUCUUCAAAGUCAUGAUCGACAAGCGCUUCUCCAAAGUUCUGUACUUUCCCCCUGGAUUUGCUCGAUUGGUAUCUCACUUGACUAAUGAAGAAACUUAUCUGGAGGACUCAAGCGGACGGCGAUGGAAGGUGGGAAUAUGUAAUCAUAAUGGUUCGCUUGCAAUUCGAGAAGGAUGGCAUAAAUUUUCAUCAGAACAUGGUCUGAAAAUGGGAGACUUCUUGGUUUUCCACUACAUUCAGGGUCAGCACUUUGUUGUUCAAAUAUUUGGAUCAAGUGGUUGUCUAAAGAUCAACUUUUACAAUGGCACCCGUACAGGGAAGAAAAGACCGAGAACUAAUUGUACAGAAACUUCCCAAUGUAAAACUGACAUAAAUUUGAGGAAAAAAUGGAAUUCAGCACCCUCAGUUACUGCUGUACCAGAGUCUGAAAGGGCAACUUUUGAUGCUGACACUGGAGAGCGACAAAUAGUUCCCCAAGAAGAAGGAACCAGCGAUGUUCCACAAGGUGAAAAUGGACCUCGCAAUCACACCGAUUCGGUAUCACAAAGGGAAUCAAGUUCAGUAGAUGCCCCUCCUGUUGAGAUGGAGUUUGCACCCUUCCUUGACGCACAAAUCACUCAGACUGAAAAAAUUUCUGAACCAGUAAACGAUAUUUCACUUUUGGGCCAAACAGAUGAAAAUGGCCAUCAUAUGGGUCUUAUCUCUAGCACAUCUCUGAAAUCAGCUGAAAAUGGUGGCAAGGGUAAGGAAACAAGAGUAGAUAAGCGAGAACUGAGAGAGGUGGCAGUGAAAGCAUGUUGUCCUCCUAAAAAGUUAAAUGGAAAAGAGCCAAAAAGAACAAAGAAGGAUGGUCAACGUUAUCCUGAGGCUGUAAGUGGUAAUAACAAAGUUAUAAAAAGUGAGCCUGCUGAUUCAGGUGACACAUCAUUUCCUGAUGCUGGCAGCUUCUCAUGUUUGCUGCAGGUGGAUGAUCGAAAUUUUCUGGAAUUACCACAAAGCUGGCCACAAGUUUUGGCGAGCAGGAAAAAGAUGGGAAGGAUUACUAUUUAUCUCAAAGGACCGGAUGAUAGACCCUGGCCUGUCAUGUAUCAUGAGAAUUUCGGUUCUAAGGUUUUGGCCAGAAACUGGGCAUUAUUUACUGCAUUUUAUGGGCUUAAGCCUGGAGAUGAAUGUGUAUUCCAACUUUCAAAUCAGUCAAAACGUAUGUUUAAUGUACACAGAGCCCACUAGGAAGAUGUCACUCAAAACUACUUUGGGUUGAAUAUUGUGAGCAGUUGUGAGAACAAUGUAAUGGGAGCUAUGGCAUAUACUCACUUGAUUUCAGCAAAUCUGUAGUGGAUUUUGGAUUUAAUCUUAUUCUUUAUCUGUGAAUGUUAUGCUGAUACUUUCAUUAA